Saxophila tyrrhenica is the source of this 1221-nucleotide messenger RNA. RefSeq lists its product as uncharacterized. The record is from RefSeq and is a predicted model, not a curated record. The transcript has 2 exons. Gene Ontology annotation, molecular function: protein dimerization activity. Gene Ontology annotation, cellular component: exomer complex; trans-Golgi network. Gene Ontology annotation, biological process: Golgi to plasma membrane transport; conjugation with cellular fusion. NCBI's taxonomy places the organism in Eukaryota, Fungi, Ascomycota, Dothideomycetes, Mycosphaerellales, Extremaceae. The coding region runs from base 1 to 1221 and encodes 406 amino acids.
AUGCUCGUCUCCCUAACCGUCGGCAAAGUCGACGCCGGCGUCGCCGUUCUCCUUACCGAAGACAAACGCCUCAUCGAAUUCCCCUCCAUCCUCCUGCCCCCCGACAUCCACAGCGGCAGCAUAGUCGACAUCAACGUCUCGCGUAACCUCCCCGCCGAAACGCGCGCCGACCAACACUUCUCCGCCCUGCAAAACGAAAUCUACUCCUCCUUCGGCACCGCGACCCCUUCCGCGCCCGUGCUACGAUGUCGCAACGCCACGCAAACGAGCGUCGUGCUCGAAUGGGAUCCGCUUGAUCUCGCGACCGCGGAGCUGAGGAGUCUGAGUCUUUACAGGAACGGCACGAAAGCGGGCGUGAUUCCGCGGGAUAAGCUGAGCACGAAGAUCUCCGGGCUGGCGCUGGAUACGGAUUACACGUUCCACCUUGUCCUACGCACGAGCGCGGGACAGUAUAGUUCGGAGCGCCUGGUGGUGCGGACGCAGAAGAUGACGGAUCUGAGUGGGAUCACCAUCACACCUGGUGUCAUGCCGCCGCAAUUGCGGGAGAACCUGGAGGAGACGGCGGAGCGGGUGGGAGCGAAGAUGGUGGAGACGGUGAGGAUCGAUACGACGCAUUUCGUCUGCACGGAGCCGAGGGGCCAGGCGUGGGAGAAGGCGGUGGAGAUGAAUGUCCCCGUUGUGGUGCCGGAUUGGCUCAUGGGCUGUGAGCGGGAAGGCAGGGUGGUGGGCGUGAGGGGGUAUUAUCUCGAUGCGGACCCGAAGUUACGGCAGAUGGGGCAGCCGAGUCAGCAGGUUAUGGCAGCGCAGCGUUUGAGCACCGGCCCGAAUUCGCAGCAGCAGAGGGAGAGUCCCAGGAUUGAGCAUACACCGCCUACGCCUGAGAGGACGACGCAGGGGGAUGGGUUUGGUGGGCAAGCGGGUGGAGAGCCGCCUACGCCGCCGCCGAAGCCGGCUAGUGAGAGGUUGGCGGAGGAGAGGGCGAGUGGGGAGGAGCAGCAGAUGGGGGAGACGGCGAGGCCGAAGGUGGACGCGCAGGAGAGGGAGGUGAGUGAGGAGGACGAGGAGAGUGAUGGGACGGAGCAGGAGGAGAGGAGUGCUGGGGUCGCGUCGCCUGAACAGCAGCCGAAGACCAAGGCUGCGUCUGCGGAUAGCGAUGAGGAUGACGAGGGCUCAGAAAGAGGUGAGGGUAAGGAUGACAGGUUCGACGAGGUGGCGUUAUAG